AAUAAAGUUUUGUGUUAAAAAAAAAAGUGUGACGUCAUCAGACCGCGCCGCUCCACAGUGAAAACACGUGAGAAGAGUUUCCACCCGGGUUAGCUGGAUACUCUCCUUGAUUCAUGGCGUUCAGAGGCUGAUGUUGGGUUAAAGCGGAAACCUUCUUCGGGAUGUCGCUGUUUCUGGUGAACAGGUAUCUGGGAGACGAGGAGGAUGAGCUGCCGUCCAGAGAGUCUCGCUCUCAGGCGCUUCUCACCAAACUGCAGCAGAAGGCCAAAGAGAAGCGGCGGAAGCAGGACGACGGGCAGAAGACCGAAGACGACCCAGACGACGAGGGACCUGGACGACUCGGCAAGAGGAAGGCCGAAGAUUCCUGUGAGGACCAGCCUGAGCAGCAGCAGCAGCAGAAGAAGAAGAAGAAGAAGGAGAAGAAAGGUGGAAAACAGAGUCUGGCAGAGGAAGAGGAGGAGGAGGAGGAGGAGGAGGAGGAGGAGGAGGAGGAAGACUCAGCAGGACAGGAGGGUUCAGCAGACCGUCCUGCUGACACUGGGUUCACGGUCCUGGGAGGGUUUGAGAGCAAGCCGGUCCAGAAGGUGCUCAGGGUUCUCCCCCAGUGGCUCGCCCAGCCGGACGCCAUCCACAGAGACAUCAAGAGCCACCUGGUCCCGGUCAGCGCCGUCCCCGGACUGUGUCCCGGUCUGCUGAAGGUCCUGCAGAAGAACCGGGUCCAGCACUUCUUCUCAGUGCAGGCGGAGGUGAUCCCCGCCAUCCUGCAGGGCGCCCAGCAGGGGGUCCUGCUGGGCCGCGGCGGCUACAAGCCCAGAGACAUCUGUGUGUCUGCGCCGACAGGAAGCGGGAAGACGCUGUCCUUCGUGAUCCCGGUCAUCCAGGUCCUGAUGCAGCGGGUGGUGUGUGAGGUCCGGGCUCUGGCCGUGUUGCCCACCAAAGAGCUGGCCCAGCAGGUCUUCAGAGUCUUCACGUCCUACGCCGAGGGAACGUCUCUCCGAGUGGCGGUUCUGUCUGGACAGAAGUCCUUCGCCGCGGAGCAGGCGGCGCUCAGCGAGAAGAGGGGGGGCGUGAGCCGCAGCGCGGCGGACAUCGUGGUGGCGACCCCCGGACGCCUGGUGGACCACAUCAACAAGAACCCCGGCUUCAGCCUGGAGCAGCUGCGCUUCCUGAUCAUCGACGAGGCCGACAGGAUGAUCGACGGCAUGCACCAGUCCUGGCUCGGCCAGGUGGAGAAGGCGGCGUACGGGAAGGGCGGCGGGCCGGGCGCCAUCUUCAGGAGGACGGAGCCGGCGUGCGUCACGGCGGCCAGCCUGUCCCCGCCUCAGAUGCCUCUGCAGAAGCUGCUGUUCUCCGCCACGCUCACUCAGAACCCCGAGAAGCUGCAGCAGCUGGGCCUCCACCAGCCCCGCCUCUUCAGCUCCGCCCACCAGCCGGCCAGCGGCGCCGCGGCGGGAGACGCCCAGAAGCAGGAGCGCUACGACUUCCCCCAGGGCCUGACGGAGUACUACGUGCCGUGCACCCUCAGUAAGAAGCCCCUCCUCAUCCUCCACCUCAUCCUCCGUCUGAAGCUCCGCCCCAUCCUUUGCUUCACCAACUCCAGAGAGGCGGCCCACAGGCUCUUCCUGCUGGUGCAGCUCUUCGGCGGCGUUCAGGCAGCAGAGUUCUCCUCGCGCCUCUCCCCCGCUGAGAGGAAGAAGGCGCUGAAGGAGUUCGAACAGGGGACCAUCCAGCUGCUGAUCAGCACCGACGCGGCGGCCCGGGGCAUCGACAUCGCCGGGGUCAAGUGCGUGGUCAACUACGACGCCCCGCAGUACAUCCGGACCUACAUCCACAGGAUCGGCAGGACGGCCCGGGCGGGGAACGUGGGCAUGGCCUUCACCUUCCUGCUGAGCGUACAGGAGAGAAGCUUCCUGCAGAUGGUGGAGGAGGCGGGAAGCCCCGGCGUCCAGAAGCAGGUGAUCAAACCCGGGAGCCUGCGGAGCAUGGAGCAGCGCUACGAGCAGACGCUGCAGCGGCUGGCCGCCGCCGUCAAGGACGAGAGGGGGGCCAAGUGACCCUGCUGGAGCUGGCAGAGGGAGCGGACCGCCGUGGACCGCCGUGGACCGCCAUGGACCGCUGUGGCACGCCGUGGACCGCCGUGGACCGCCGUGGACCGCUGUGGCACGCUGUGGACCGCCGUAGACCGCAAAUGUUCUGAGAUUGAAGCUCUGUGACCAGAACCAGGACGAAACCUCAAGGAUUAAAACUAUUGGAGCAACAGCAGGAGACGAGUUUUCAAACACAUAUUCUUCAAACCCCACUCUUUAAAAAAAAGAAUGCUGGCCACGCAAAAUCCCAAGAUGGCGGCCUCAAAACUCAAGAUGUCUGGCUCUCCUGAGUCUCUAGGAGAACCUAAAUGCUGUAUCUCAAAAACCAUAAUAGAUACUGACAUGUACUCGGUACCAAGAUAUCCACAACACCCAACUUCAAUACAUUUAUGUGGCUGAAAACCAAUGCACUUCAAAUUAUUAAGGAAAAACAACUUUUUGGGUAGACAUCUUGGAGUUCUGCGUGUCCAGUGUGAUUUUUGAAAGGAGUGUGGUUUGAAGAGUAUGUACAGGAUUUCAUGCCUGUAUCAAAAUGUGAAGGAUUAUUUCGUUAUCGGCUCCACUGAAAUGUUUUCUGACUGAUAUUUUUCAUCACAUGAGGAAUGCGACUGAGGAAGAUUUCGUUUAAAAUUAGAUUUUGAUUUGUAUUGAAUAAAACAGGAUGAAAGGUAAGAUAAUGUAAUAACUGAUUCAAAAAUUAAAAGAGUGGCUGUGUGAUGAGCUGGUUGUUACAUUAGGAUUAUGACGUUAUGAAAACCUCCAGCUGUUUGAGAACAGCUGCUCAGAUCCUGCUGGGAGUCAGAGAACAUGACCUCUGACCCCGGGACUCCUUCACGCCUCUCAUCAGUGUGUUUAAAGAAACGUCCCUCCAGCACUGAAACACCUCCAAUCAGAAAACCCCAAACCAGAACACCUGAGACCAGAACCUCGUCCAGAACCAGGGACCGGUUCUCCUGCGCUGCUGCACCACGUCUGUGAGAAGACCCAUCAGGACCUCAGGACCCAGACAGGGUCUUUCCCUUACAAAGAGGUUUACAAGCUGACUUUACAAGACUGUUUUUAAAAACUGUUUGUUUCUUCUUUUGAUCUUGUGUCUUUCACACUUUUUUUUAUUUAAAGUGUUUUAUAAAUAAAAUGUGUUUUGAACUGCA
Molecule: messenger RNA, 3238 nt
Organism: Salarias fasciatus (jewelled blenny)
Lineage: Eukaryota; Metazoa; Chordata; Actinopteri; Blenniiformes; Blenniidae
Gene: ddx51
Product: DEAD (Asp-Glu-Ala-Asp) box polypeptide 51
Exons: 17
Coding region: 162-2054 (630 amino acids)
Molecular function (GO): ATP binding; nucleic acid binding
Source: RefSeq, a predicted model, not a curated record